ACGCGGAGGGGGCGGAGGAGCGAGCGAGCGAGCGAGAGAGCGCGAGCGAGUCCGCGGCGGCCGCGGCCACAGAGAAAUGGCGGAGACCGUAGCGGACACCCGGCGGCUCAUCACCAAGCCGCAGAACCUGAACGACGCCUACGGGCCGCCCAGCAACUUCCUGGAGAUCGACGUGAGCAACCCGCAGACCGUGGGGGUCGGCCGCGGCCGCUUCACCACCUACGAGAUCAGGGUCAAGACAAAUCUGCCUAUCUUCAAGCUGAAGGAAUCCACUGUUAGAAGAAGAUACAGUGACUUUGAAUGGCUUCGAAGUGAAUUAGAGAGAGAAAGCAAGGUUGUCGUCCCCCCGCUCCCUGGGAAAGCAUUUCUGAGGCAGCUUCCUUUUAGAGGAGAUGAUGGAAUAUUUGAUGACAAUUUUAUUGAAGAGAGAAAGCAAGGACUGGAACAGUUUAUAAACAAGGUCGCUGGUCAUCCUCUGGCACAGAAUGAACGUUGUCUUCACAUGUUUUUACAGGAUGAAAUAAUAGAUAAAAGUUAUACUCCAUCUAAAAUAAGACAUGCCUGAAAUGUGGCAAGAAGAGACAAAAUCGUGACCAUUGAUGAUUCAUAUGCACCAGUGACAAAGUUGUAACUAACAGCAUGCUGCACAGAGGCCAGUCUAACAUGCCCUGGUAUCUUAACACUCAUAUGCUCCGUUUGUUUGGUUUUGGCACUUGACAAGAAGUUAAUUUGCUUUAGUGAAGAAAUCCCUCACACAGCCUUUCUCUGAAUAGCUCUCCCUCGCGUUGCUGUGCACACUGUAGCCUCCCAGCCGCCCCCAUAGCUUACGCCGUCCUAACUAAAGCUGCUCACUUGGUCUGAUCUGAAGUUUUUGUGUCAUGUCUGCUUCUUGAAUCUGGUUGACUAGAAAUUUCCUCCUCCCCCUUUAAUGUGUACUGUCGCUUGAUCCUGAUUUAUGUGUAGGAGCACUACACCACUUGUUUCCAGUGCCACACGUAUAAGAUACACUCUCGUGUGCUGAAUGUAUCUUCCUUCUGGCCUGUGAUCCCUUUCACAUGGAAGAUUAAUGAGGGAAAUCUUUAUAUUCUGUAUAAAAACAAAAUCAAAUUUAUAUACUAAAAUCAUUUGUCUAAAAAUUUAAGUUGUUUUCAAAUAAAAGUAAAAUGCAUUUCUGAGAUGCA
Jaculus jaculus (lesser Egyptian jerboa) is the source of this 1181-nucleotide messenger RNA. RefSeq names its product sorting nexin 3 (gene Snx3). Lineage: Eukaryota; Metazoa; Chordata; Mammalia; Rodentia; Dipodidae. The record is from RefSeq and is a predicted model, not a curated record. Bases 77 to 565 code for a protein of 162 amino acids. Gene Ontology annotation, cellular component: early endosome membrane; retromer complex. The transcript has 4 exons. Gene Ontology annotation, biological process: endocytic recycling; late endosome to Golgi transport. Gene Ontology annotation, molecular function: phosphatidylinositol-3-phosphate binding.